Molecule: messenger RNA, 2060 nt
Organism: Oncorhynchus keta (chum salmon)
Lineage: Eukaryota; Metazoa; Chordata; Actinopteri; Salmoniformes; Salmonidae
Exons: 6
Coding region: 1-723 (240 amino acids)
Source: RefSeq, a predicted model, not a curated record
AUGGGUGAGUCAGUAUCACUUCCCUGUGCCACCCACUCCUCUCUCGAGGUGGGCAGCAGAUUCCAGUGGACUCUGGGUCAAAGGUCACUGUCCAGUCUGUCUCGGUCAGGCGAUGUCUCAGCUGGAACUCAGGGUCACCUUCCUGCAUCUCACAUCAGCCAAGACAGGUCUUUGGUCAUCAGCAAUGUGAAAACACUGCAUUCUGGGCUCUACAACUGCUCGCAACAGAACAGAAUCCUACUACACACUCUGGAUGUAUCUGCAGAGUAUGCUACCACAGACGGAAACAAUCUCACCCUGACCUGCUCACUCACCUGUGUGGAAGAUUGUGGAGACUUCAAUUUAUCCUGGAUUCACAGUGGCCAGGAUGGGUUGCAGAGUGGCCCUAUAGGACAUAACAACACCCUCAUCUCCAAACUCUUCCUCCCUGACCGCCAGGGCACAGAGAAGAUAGCCUGCGCCGUGCUCAGAGAGGGGGUUGAAAUGGCUGUAAAGGAGUGGACCAUCCAGAGAGGUCGUGUUCUACCUGCAGUGGGAUGGUCAGUCCUUCUGCUACUGCUGCUCUGUGCUGUUGGAGGGGGCGUGUAUUGGAAGAGGCAGGGCAAGGGAAGUGCCGCUCAAGGAGAAGAACAGCAGACACCUGUUGGAAUGACUCAUCUCUAUGACGAGAUUCAAGAUCAACCAAUUCAACCUUCCGGAGUAAACCAACAACAGUUUCUAUGAUCUUCUGCAGGCUGGGAACUGAGUGUAAUGUCAUGUCCUCUAUCUUUAGGCUAUUAGUUGAGUUUUAAAUCUAAUUAGACUACUUUGUACUUUGCAUUGUUUUGUGGUUUGGAACAUUAUAAGUGUCACCAUGACAUCAAGUCUAUGCAGGUUGUUUUUUAUGAUGGAAAUAAAUUCAUAAAAGAAAAUAACCUCUAUAGAAUAUCACCAGUUACCACAGUUAAAAACCCCGACAUAAGUUGGUUACAGGAACACAUUCAGUAUGACUCCUCAGUGUGGGGGUUGAUGGCUAAGUCAACCCACCUCCUGUCUUGAACAUCACUCUGCUGACUUUCACAUCCCACAUGAAACCUGGUAGCUUCUCUUCAGCAGUGUAAAACUGUAGAUGUAUGGGACUGAGACAAGACACAUAAUACAUGAGAGUGAACAGAUAAGUGUGUUUAUUUAAUACAGGAUGGCAGUGCGUGAGCAUUAGCAAUACAAGUAAAAACCCCAGAACAGCAUGUCUCUGUCUGGAACAGCUCCCAACUACACAUCAUUUGGUGUAGAAAAGCGUCAGCAAAAGUUGUUCCACCAUGGGGUCACAAAUAAAGGAAUAUGUCCAAUCAAAUCAAGCUAAAUACAAUUGGUCACCUCAUCCAUUUGAUUAUUUCACAACUAAGAUUGUUAUUGUGUAAUACUAUGUAGGCUAUACCAGGGGUUGAACGAUAAGAUUGUUAUUGUGUAAUACUAUGUAGACUAUACCAGGGGUUGAACGAUAAGAUUGUUAUUGUGUAAUACUAUGUAGGCUAUACCAGGGGUUGAAAGAUAAGAUUGUUAUUCUGUAAUACUACGUAGGCUAUACCAGGGGUUGAAAGAUAAGAUUGUUAUUGUGUAAUACUAUGUAGGCUAUACCAGGGGUUGAACGAUAAGAUUGUUAUUGUGUAAUACUAUGUAGGCUAUACCAGGGGUUGAAAGAUAAGAUUGUUAUUGUGUAAUACUACGUAGGCUAUACCAGGGUUGAAACGAUAAGAUUGUUAUUGUGUAAUACUACGUAGGCUAUACCAGGGGUUGAACGAUAAGAUUGUUAUUGUGUAAUACUAUGUAGGCUAUACCAGGGGUUGAAAGAUAAGAUUGUUAUUGUGUAAUACUAUCUAUGUAGGCUAUACCAGGGGUUGAAAGAUAAGAUUGUUAUUGUGUAAUACUAUGUAGGCUAUACCAGGGGUUGAACGAUAAGAUUGUUAUUGUGUAAUACUAUGUAGGCUAUACCAGGGGUUGAACGAUAAGAUUGUUAUUGUGUAAUACUAUGUAGGCUAUACCAGGGUUGAGCGAUAAGAUUGUUAUUGUGUAAUACUAUG